CGUACGAUAAAACAGAGAUUCAAGAAAUCCGAGAAUAUCGAGAAGUUCGCAGAGGAGAGAAUCAUGGAUACGAAUAAAGUUUACGAUGUUACACAGAAACAAAAGGAGGUCGCCUUGUGGAGAGAUGCAAAACGACAACAAUUGCGCGAAUUGUACCUGAGGGAUUCGGGACACCCGACCAAGCAUCUUCUCUUUGACCAAGGGAUGUUUAGAUAUGGCGCAGCGAGAACAACGUUAUCUAAAUUCUACAUGCCUACUGCAGUAAAUUUUCUGAUAAAAACAGCAAUGGUAUUCGUUCCAAUCUUCAGUCUUUAUUACUUCUUCGAAACGACCAGAGGCGCACAGGAACUCAGAUAUCGCACUGGGCAAGUUAGUUAUGCAGAUAGACAUCCUAAAUUCGUUUAAACUUAUGUUAUUUUAGUAGAAAGUAAGCGUGACUAAUAUAUUAGAUUGUAUGGGGGAAAAGAAAUAAACUGCUGAAAUAUAUAA
Ooceraea biroi (clonal raider ant) is the source of this 489-nucleotide messenger RNA. It is a transcript of the gene ND-B15, whose product is annotated as NADH dehydrogenase (ubiquinone) B15 subunit. NCBI's taxonomy places the organism in Eukaryota, Metazoa, Arthropoda, Insecta, Hymenoptera, Formicidae. The record is from RefSeq and is a predicted model, not a curated record. Gene Ontology annotation, cellular component: mitochondrion; respiratory chain complex I.